Molecule: messenger RNA, 726 nt
Organism: Fonsecaea erecta
Lineage: Eukaryota; Fungi; Ascomycota; Eurotiomycetes; Chaetothyriales; Herpotrichiellaceae
Exons: 1
Coding region: 1-726 (241 amino acids)
Biological process (GO): U4 snRNA 3'-end processing; TRAMP-dependent tRNA surveillance pathway; exonucleolytic trimming to generate mature 3'-end of 5.8S rRNA from tricistronic rRNA transcript (SSU-rRNA, 5.8S rRNA, LSU-rRNA)
Cellular component (GO): cytoplasmic exosome (RNase complex); nuclear exosome (RNase complex)
Molecular function (GO): RNA binding
Source: RefSeq, a predicted model, not a curated record
AUGUCAGUACUUCUGCCCGGGGACCUGGUCCCCACGAGCCAGAUCCCAACGUCCCAGAAGCGCAAAAUCGGCCACGGACUCCAACCAGAAACAGACACCGACUUUGUCGCAACCAUUGGGGGACUCUUGGAAAUUGACUACCGCAAGAAGACCGCACAGAUAUCCACGCCGGAUGCUCGCUACAUACCAAAAGCAGGAGAUCUCGUGAUCGCGCAAGUGCGAAUCUCAACGGCAGAUUUUUUCCAGGUCUACAUCAACGCUUAUUCGCCCCAGGCAUUCUUACCACAGUUGGCCUUUGAGGGCGCAAGCAAGAAGACGAGACCUCAACUGAAGACGAACGACCUUGUCUACGCCAAAGUUGUCUCUGCUCAGAAGAACAUGGAGAUCGAGUUAAGUUGUGUGAAUCCAUCCACGGGCAAGGCGGAACCAGAUGGAUUGGGGCCUCUUAAUGGCGGUAUGGUAUUUGAUGUCAGCCCCGGUCUGGCCGAGAGACUUCUCAAGAAGCAAAGUGUUGUCGCGCUGGAGGAACUGGGGUCGAGGCUCCCAGGUGGGUUUGAGAUUGCCGUGGGCAAGAAUGGGAAAGUGUGGGUUGAUUGUCCUGGGGCAGAUGUCAAGGGAAUUUGUGCCGUGGGUCGAUGUCUGAGAGAGAUGGACGAGAACGAGUUGAAGGAGAGGGAGCAGAAGAAGCUGGUGAACAGGAUCAUUGCCGAGUUGGAGCGUGGCUGA